AUGUCAGAAUCGAAAGGAAUUUCUCUGAGGACAAAACGAAAAGGUGGCCGUCCGGCAAUCAGCGCGCCACAGCAAAUCUCUGGUCCGGUACCACAGGUUGAAGGUGCUCCACGCAGCACUGGUGGAAAGGCAUCAUUCGAAGCUGCUCCUCCGCAGUCUCGUCCACCACAGGCGCGGCCACAAAUAAGUGGAAAAACAUCUGAUCUUGUCAAACGAAGAUAUUCCACACGAUUUAACAACUUACCGAACGACUUUGAUGCAACCGCACCUCCUGUCCCUUCAAUACCGUCAAUUCCUAGUCAAUAUGCACCUACAAGUGCUAGCAGAGGAGGCGGUCGAGGGCCCUCGCCUGGCAGGGGACCAGGACUGACUGUUGAUGUUAAAGCUUUAAGGGACCCAAGUUUGCGACCAGAAAAGUACGUGGCUAGUUUGCUUGGGACUGCGUCGGAGCAGGAAAUCGAUGAGUACCAGCAGUCUUUGAAGAAAAUGCGUAACCGAACAUCUAUCGACCUACAGCAAAAUGUCUACCAAAAUCGAACCCAGUUCAUAAAGAUCAGUAAAGAGGCGGAGAAAUUGAAGAGUGAAAUGCGUGCUCUCAGGAAUCUCAUGUCCGAACUUAAGACCAACACCACAGCCCUCAGGACCGCGUCAUCGCAAGGAUCUGCUUCCAAUGACUUCGAGACGGGUUUUCCAUCAACUCUAAGUAAAAGAGAUAAAAGGAGUUCUGUCGCUGACCGCACAGCAAUGUGGAACUCACAGCUCCAGGCCCUAUGGAAAAAUGUUGAAGGCUCGCAAAAGUUUCUACCUGCUCUUCCCGGCAGACAUGUAGUACAGAACGCCGGUAUGUGGAUAGAGUUGGACAGCGCCACCUGGAAGUCAAGGCGAGCAAUGCAAUUAUUCCUUCUCAACGACCAUCUUCUAGUAGCGUCGCGGAAGAAGAGAAAGGUUGAAGGUAGUGCUGCGGAUCAGCGAAAUGCCCCCUCAAAACUUGUUGCGGACAAAUGCUGGCCACUUCUAGACAUAGAAAUUGUUGAUCUGGCAGGAAGUAGUGAGUCGAUGGGUAGUAGAAACAAGGUUGGAGAUGCCAUAUCUAUCAGAGGCAUGGGUCAAGAUUCGCACACCUACAAGAUGGAGAAACCCGGCGAUAACGAUAAGCGCACCUUAAUGAUGAACUUCAGGAAAGCAGUCGAGGAGCUUCGUAAAGGACUUCGAUCGGAGCUGGAGUCAAGCAAUAAGGCCAAGGAGACUAUCAACUACUUUGCUUCCCGUGACCCUGGGCUUCUAAAGAAGACCGAGUUGCUCGAGACCUUGUCUGAUAUCAAAGACAUGCUUAUCGACGUCGACGGUAAGCAGCAAAAUCUGCGUUGGGUGGAAAGCCAAGUCGAUGAACUUGACAUUGAUAUCGCGCUGCAGCGAUUUGGUGAUGCCGUUCAGCGAGUAGAUAAGCUCAAUAUACUUGCUAAAGGUUUGAAGAGCAACGCUGUCGCCCAGGAUUUUAUAAGUUUCAAGGCCGAUGAGAGAGCCACCAAGCUUGCAGGUCUUAUCACUCGUGAGCUCGUGGAUACCCACAACGAACCAAAGAAAACUCUGCGCAACAUCACCUGGUUGGCUAGGUUAGGAUUUGAAGACCGUGCAAGAGAAGCUUAUCUUGAGGCUCGAGGAAAUACGAUUCAUAAACGUUCCAGGCAAUGCAUAUUCGAGGGUAAUCUCAACCAGUAUAUAUGGGAAUUGUCUUUCGUAUACUUUACUAUCAUCAAAAAUACGGUCUCAACAUUCCUGCAAUGUUUUCCACCGCUUUUGAUGAGUGCUUGUGUAAAAUGGGCAAAGGAGCAGGUGGAUGACUUCAAUACUAUCCUUGCACGCCAACUCAGUAGCACUGAACGCGAAGGUCAGGUGUGGACGGAGUGUAUAGAUCAGGCACGAGAGCAUGCAAAUAUGCUUUCAGAAGUUGGCUUGGACUUUAAGAGCCUCAUUGGUCGUGAUCCAUCUACCCAACAGAGAAUCGGUGGCCCAGCGGGACUAGGCUUAUCAUAG
Glarea lozoyensis ATCC 20868 is the source of this 2034-nucleotide messenger RNA. Its product is annotated as Cullin repeat-like protein. Gene Ontology annotation, biological process: Golgi to plasma membrane transport; intracellular protein localization; exocytosis. The transcript has 3 exons. The coding region runs from base 1 to 2034 and encodes 677 amino acids. The record is from RefSeq and is a predicted model, not a curated record. Gene Ontology annotation, cellular component: exocyst. Lineage: Eukaryota; Fungi; Ascomycota; Leotiomycetes; Helotiales; Helotiaceae.